UACACCAUUUCAAUUUUUCAAUAUUAGCAUUUCCUUCAUUAGGUCCGUUGAAGUAGAGAGAUCUAGAAAUAGACGACAUGGCCUCAGCAAUAGACUUUGAGGCUCCAAAUUCCCCUGCUUCAGCUUUAUCUUUCGCCAUAAGACCUAAUCACAGCUUCUUGAGAAGUAUUUCUACAAAAGAAGCUUCUAAUUUCUCCGAAAAUCUUCCCUAUAGCCCACCUCGUUUAAGCACUUCAGUACUCUCUUCCAAUACAUGCCUCCACAACUCUCAACCUUCAACUCCACGACUUUCCUUCACGCUCAACAAUCCAAAAUUAGCCGAUGAUCAUCACUUUCAAACAACUUACAGGUGCAUUUCAUCUGUGUUAAAGAAAGAUGGACAGAUCUUGUCUGUUGCUACGUCAAAUGGUCUCGUUUAUACAGGGUCUGAGGCUAAUGUAAUACGUGUUUGGAAGUUGCCAGAGUUUACUGAAUGUGAUCAUCUUAAGACGAGGGGGUCUAUGGUUGUUGCGUUACAAGUGUCGAAUGAUAUGGUUUAUGCAGCUUAUGCGGAUUGUAAGAUUCGGGUUUGGCGUAGGACUUGGGAAAAUGUCAUCAAGCAUGUCCGAGUUGCUACUAUUCCUAAGGUUGGAAGCUUUGUCCGGAGCUAUAUCUCUGCUAGAGAUAAGAUGAUGAAGCACCUGGGGCCAAUAUCAUCACUGGCAAUUAACAUAUCAGAUGAUAUACUUUACUCAGCUUCCCUUGAUAAAACAGUAAAAGUAUGGAGAAUUUCUGAUCUCAAAUGCAUAGAGACAAUCCAAGCCCAUAACGAUCCGAUAAACGCCAUUGUUCUUGGUGAUGAUGGUGUCCUUUAUACUGCUUCUGAUGAUGCCACAGUCCGAGUAUGGCGACGUAAUUUUUGUAGUGGAGAUAGACCACAUUCCCUUACUGUGACACUACCAGCUAAAUGUUCACCAGUAAAGACAUUAGCAUUAACAACUGAUGGUGGGGUACUUUAUGGUGGCUGCAGUGAUGGUUACAUUCAUUAUUGGAUAAAAGGUUGGUUUUCGGGGCAAUUACAAUAUGGGGAUGCACUUCUUGGACAUACACAUGCUGUAAUGUGCUUGUCCAGUACGACUAACUAUUUAAUCAGUGGCUCUGCAGACUCAACAUGCAGGGUCUGGUUUAGGGAGCAAGAUUGUCAACAUGUUUGCGUCGCGAUUUUGCAAGGUCACAGAGGACCGAUUAGGUGCGUUACAGCUUUCCCUGGACGUGUGAACAAUGAGGAGAGUGAAGAUGGUUGCACCAUUUGCACUGGAAGUCUUGAUGGAGUUAUCAAGAUGUGGCGUGUGAGAUGCACCAGCAGUAGCAGCGAUAAUACAGGCAAAGGUUCUUCACAGAAUGCUUGUGAUUAUUUUGAGAUCGCUUAAAUAUGGACGACACUCUUUUAAUUUUCUUGCAAGUGUAUGUUUUACAACUAGAGACGGAUCCAAGAUUUUAAUUAGCAAGUGCAGAGUAUCACCUGACUGCUGACUUGUUUGUGACAAUGGUUACGGAUUUUGCCCUGGUUUCAACUUUGAGAUACAGAGUAGAAAAGGCCAAUGAAUUCUUUGUACCAUGUCCUUGCAGAUUGAGAUACAGCACCAUAUAUAUAGCUACUAGCAAUAGAUAAAUUUUCUA
Messenger RNA from Nicotiana attenuata, 1659 nucleotides. Its product is annotated as vegetative incompatibility protein HET-E-1-like. Gene Ontology annotation, molecular function: protein binding. The transcript has 2 exons. The coding region runs from base 78 to 1409 and encodes 443 amino acids. The record is from RefSeq and is a predicted model, not a curated record. Lineage: Eukaryota; Viridiplantae; Streptophyta; Magnoliopsida; Solanales; Solanaceae.